AUGGCGUGCGCCGAGCGCUGCCGCUGCUGCGCGGCGAGCAGGCGGCGCAGUAGCAUCCUUUACAGCAUCCUCAGGAGUGAGGAGCGGGCGGCGUCGCCGGCGGGGCAGGGGCCGAGGCGGGGACAGGCGUCCCGCGGCUGCCCGUGCGGGUCGCGGCGGCGGGUGGCCCUGCGGAGCCCGCAGGUAGUGUGCAAGGCGGCCUCGGCCGUCCUGGUGAAGACGCUGCGCUUCGUUCAGAACGUCCCCUGCUUCCAGGAGCUGCCCCUGGAGGAGCAGCUCCUGCUGGUGCGCAGCUGCUGGGCACCGCUGCUGGUGCUGGGUCUGGCGCAGGACCGGGUGCACUUGGAGACAGUGGAGAGUGCGGAACCCAGCAUGCUGCAGAGGAUUCUCACCACCCGCCGGCUGGGCGACCAGCCCACGCCGCGACCUCCGGCAUCGGCACCGGCGCCGGGCCGCCCGCAACACGGCCUCGGCGGCGGCCCGCACCUGCCCUCAGCCGGCGAGAUUCAGGCCAUUAAGGGCUUCCUGGCCAAGUGCUGGAGCCUUGAUAUCAGCACCAAAGAGUACGCUUACCUCAAGGGGACAGUGCUCUUCAACCCAGACCUACCUGGAUUGCAGUGUACACAGUAUAUUGAAGGACUGCAGAGGGAAGCCCAACAAGCUCUUAAUGAACAUGUCAGACUCAUUCACAGAGGUGAUCAAGCCAGAUUUGCCAAGCUGAAUGUUGUUCUGUCCUUGUUAAGAUCUAUUAAUGCUAAUGUGAUUGCCGAACUGUUCUUUAGGCCCAUCAUUGGAGCAGUGAACAUGGAUGACAUGCUUUUGGAAAUGCUUUGUGCAAAACUAUAAAAGCAUGUAAAAUAAUGAAAAGAAACCCAAUGCAAAAGAAGCCCUAG
This is a messenger RNA of Colius striatus (speckled mousebird), 893 nucleotides long. RefSeq names its product nuclear receptor subfamily 0 group B member 1 (gene NR0B1). The record is from RefSeq and is a predicted model, not a curated record. Gene Ontology annotation, molecular function: transcription corepressor activity; transcription factor binding. Lineage: Eukaryota; Metazoa; Chordata; Aves; Coliiformes; Coliidae. Gene Ontology annotation, cellular component: cytoplasm; nucleus. The transcript is spliced from 2 exons. Gene Ontology annotation, biological process: negative regulation of transcription by RNA polymerase II. Bases 1 to 846 code for a protein of 281 amino acids.